UUUAUAUACUCUUUGUCUUUGCUGUAUAUAAGACCGUGGUUUUAAUAAUUAUCUGUGAUGAUUAUUACGUUUAUGUUAUAGGUUAUAAUCAGUUAUAAUCCUUUUACAUGUUUUCUUUAAGUUGUUAUUCAAAUAUAAAGAUUUACUUUUUAUAAAGGCAAAAAUUUUUGAUUUUUAAAUAACAAAUUAAAAAUAACGAUGUUUAUUGGAACAUCAAGGGAAAAGUUUUUCUAUCACAAUACAUUAUUGUGUCUAGUUAAAUCAUUGCAAGAUAAAAAUAUUACAGUUGAUCUUCGAAAUGAUUCUUAUGUCUGCGGUCAACUUAUACAGGUUGAUGGCUACAUGAACCUUUCUUUUAGUAAAGCAGUAUACUGUGAUAGACGAGGAAAUGAAUAUUAUUUUGAGAAUUUGUUUCUACAAGCUCGAAAUCUUAGAUAUGUUCAUAUACCCGAGAAUGUGUCCAUAUUAGGAAACAUUAAAAAUGAAUUUAAAAAGGCAAAUAAGAAAGAUAACGACAAGGAUGAUAAACCGAUUUUGAAAUCACGAAAAGCAAAGAAGGCAUUACAACAACAUAUGAAAACUGUGGCAUCAUUAGAAAAUUAAUUUUUUUAAUUAUAAUAUAACCAUUAUUAAACUACUUGUAAACUAUUA
Melitaea cinxia (Glanville fritillary) is the source of this 651-nucleotide messenger RNA. Its product is annotated as U7 snRNA-associated Sm-like protein LSm10. Gene Ontology annotation, cellular component: cytoplasmic U snRNP body; nuclear body. NCBI's taxonomy places the organism in Eukaryota, Metazoa, Arthropoda, Insecta, Lepidoptera, Nymphalidae. Gene Ontology annotation, biological process: mRNA 3'-end processing by stem-loop binding and cleavage. The transcript has 4 exons. Gene Ontology annotation, molecular function: U7 snRNA binding; histone pre-mRNA DCP binding. The record is from RefSeq and is a predicted model, not a curated record. The coding region runs from base 199 to 603 and encodes 134 amino acids.